Molecule: messenger RNA, 1383 nt
Organism: Tribolium madens (black flour beetle)
Lineage: Eukaryota; Metazoa; Arthropoda; Insecta; Coleoptera; Tenebrionidae
Gene: tilB
Product: dynein axonemal assembly factor 11
Exons: 4
Coding region: 134-1309 (391 amino acids)
Biological process (GO): outer dynein arm assembly
Cellular component (GO): cytoplasm
Molecular function (GO): protein binding
Source: RefSeq, a predicted model, not a curated record
AUAUGUAUAUUUUGAAAUAAAUGAUGUGUUAAUGUAAUUUUCGUUUUAUUUUUAUUUCUUUUCAGGUGUUUGAUCAAUACGACGUAGCUAUGGAAAUUUUCUCAAUGUCACUUGUGUAAAGACGGACAAGGAAAUGGUGAAAAUCACAGAGGAACUAGUUAGAAAAAGAGCGGAACAUAAUGAAGGCAUAAUAGGAACGCUGGAGGAGUUGUCCCUUCACCAGGAAGACGUUGAACGGAUCGAAAACAUCAACAACUGGUGCAAAAACAUUCAAAUAUUGUACCUCCAAGCUAAUUUAAUCCCCAAAAUUGAAAACCUGAACAAAUUGAAGAAACUUGAAUAUUUGAAUUUGGCCAUAAACAACAUUGAAAAAAUCGAAAAUUUAGAACGAUGCGAAUUUCUCGAGAAACUAGAUUUGACAUUAAACUUUAUUGGAGAUUUAGAAAGUGUUUGUUCCUUACAAGGCAGCAUUCACUUAAAACACUUGUAUCUAACCGGAAAUCCGUGUUGUGAUUACAAAGGAUAUCGCCAAUACGUAAUCGCCAAACUUCCUCAGCUGAUCACUUUAGAUGGAACCGAAAUAACAAAAAGUGAAAGGAUAAAAGCUAAGCAAAAUAUUGCUUCGAUUGAGGAAAAUAUAAAAAAAGAACAAGAUCGUUAUUUUUUGUUUAGAAGCGAACAGAAGAAGAGAAUUGAGGGUAGGUUCGACUCAACAAUCGAUGAUGAGGAGUUUUGGAAAAGUACAAGCGAAAAUUGUCCAGAAACAAGAGUGGAAAUUUCACGAAGAUCUAGAAAAUCAAAAGGAUUUGACAAAGACAAAAAAACAGAGAAAAAACAAGUUCAUUUAUUUACUAAAGAAGGAAGACCUCUCAAUAUCAAUCAAGCUAAAUUAGAUUUUAAAUUUAAUGAUGAGGACCCAGAAAAGUUUGUCCUUGAUCUUGCUGUUUACAAGUAUUUAGACACGAAUUUAAUUGAGAUUGAUUUACAACCAAUUUACGCAAGAAUUUUAAUUAAAGGGAAAGUGUUUCAAAUUGUUUUUUCGGAAGAAAUCCUUACUGAUAAAAGCACGGCAAAAAGGUCACAAAUCACUGGGCAUUUAGUACUGGAAUUGCCUAGGGCUAAUUACAAACCACUGAACCAAAAAAAAGUGAAAAAAAUAUCACGUCCGAUUUGCGAUGAUAAAGAAAGAAAAGAGCAAUUUCUGGAAGUGCAAGAACACAAUGAAAUGGAUUUUAGCAAAAUUGUGGAGAAUUAUAACAAAAAGUGUCCUCGAGAACAUCUGGAAGUGCCGCCUUUGGAGUAUGGAUAAACAUAGUUAAGUUAUUAUGUUUAUUUCUGCAAAAGCUUAUUUUUAUACACGUAAAUAAAUCGCUGCAAAUUCUA